AUGCCGCCCCGCCCGCCCAAAAGCGCCGACGACAACAAAACCAAGGUCUUGAUCUCGGGCUUGAGAGGAAAUCACUCGCUGGAGGUGGGCAUUGCCUACUACUACCGGGGUCAUCAUCUCUAUGGGCCCAAGGGAAAUCCGGUCAUGCCCAUGGGGUUUUCCACCCGACAAACCAUCACAUUGUCUGGUCUUGCGCCCGACUUCGCGCCGCCAUAUGACUAUAACGACCCCACGCUCCUUGAAGAAACCCAGAUUCAAGCCUUCGACUGGGCCAAGCGAGCAGAAUGGAAACGACAGCAAGCGGAAGGUCAAUCGACUGCUACCUCCAAUGCUGAAGGUGAGGAAGAAGGCGUGAUACUGAUGAUACAGCUUGCCAGUAGACAUGGAGAUAGCGACAGGCCCAUGCAACAACGGGACUCUAUAAAAAAUGGCUCCGCAUCGGGCUCCAUCUCUUUUGAUUUACACUUGUGCUACUUGAUCGACGAGCUGCCCAGCUGA
Messenger RNA from Periconia digitata, 498 nucleotides. Lineage: Eukaryota; Fungi; Ascomycota; Dothideomycetes; Pleosporales; Periconiaceae. The record is from the annotation of a GenBank genome assembly.